Molecule: messenger RNA, 1358 nt
Organism: Lecanosticta acicola
Lineage: Eukaryota; Fungi; Ascomycota; Dothideomycetes; Mycosphaerellales; Mycosphaerellaceae
Source: the annotation of a GenBank genome assembly
AUGUACGGUGCGGUCUCCAGACUGUCAGCGCUGCUCGCAGCCGCCAAGGCUCGGAAUCCACCUCCUACGGACUCGACGUCUGCAGCAUCGCCGUCUAUCUACAAUGGAGAUUGCUGCUCACUGAACAUAGGUUACAGUCCCGUAGCUACUGCUGAUCAAGCCCAGCGUCUCUCAACCCACAGCUGGGAAUUCGGAACAACUUCUGAAGCCUUGCUCGAACUCUACAACCCGGAAUAUUCUGUCUUUUCGAAGGGAGCUUUCCCCAACGCAACAGCCCCAGAAACUGACGUUGACGCCGUUCCAGCUCUGUGCUAUGCGAGAAGAUACAUCGAAUUGGAUAGACCAGACGGAAGUCUCAUCGAUGGCCACGGAGCUACGGGUGAUGCUGCAAGCCUUGGCAUCAGUGCGAUCCUGAUCGGACAAUCGGAUCACAGAUAUCUGGACGCAGCACGACGACAAUUUGAACAUUUCAACGAUUCGAUCCCUCGCUGGCCGAACGGGGCAAUGUCCGCACGUGAAGAGCAUGCUGAACUCCGGGCGGAUUUCAUCUCCAUGGCGCCUCCUUUCCUCGCAUAUUACGCCUUCGGACUCAAUGAGACGGACGUCAUCCGGACGGCUAUCAUGCAAUGUCUGCUCUACCGACAAGUCCUCCAGCCGAAUGACACUAGUGCUAGCAGCUAUGGGCUGUGGCAACAUAUUGUCGGCGGCCCUGGAAACGAAGAUCUCGGAUUCUGGAGUACGGGCAAUGGGAGGGCUGCGUACGGCAUGGCGAGAGUCUUGGCUUCCACGUUACAUUUCCCGCCUCUGCAGGCGGAUAAGAAGGCUCACAUUGCUAUUGCGGAUCUUUUCAAUUGGAUUGGCCUGAUCUUACAUGGAGCGAUGAGAGUGGGGAGGGACAGGUCCGGACUGCUGAGGAAUUAUCUCGAUGACGUGAAUUGGUUUGGAGAGACGAGUGGGACGACUCUACUCACCGCGGCUGUCUAUCGAUUGGUAGUCUUGCAGAAAGAAGCACAUCAGCUAUUCGUGCAGCAGACGAAAGGAAUCGAUGGAAAGAUUGUCGAGAGGCCGGUAGGGGUUUUCAAUCACAUUCACAUUCACAGAAAAAAUGCAACGAUGCUGAUCGAUCAUAGGUUACGCCGGAACUUCUCAAAUGGGCAGAUCAGAACCGACAAGCUGUCGCGGCCCAUGUCGACGAGAACGGGAUUGCUAGUCCGGCGGUCAAUCCCCUUGACUGGACGGAUCGCACGCCAUAUACGAAAGGCAGUCCCGAAGGGGAAAGUUUUCUGGUCAUGUUAUAUGCUGCUUGGAGAGAUUGCAUACAAGCAGGUGUUUGCCAUGAUGAGAGCCAGAAUUCAUGA